AUGUCGGGCGAAGAGGAGUUCUACCUCUUCAAGAACGAGUCUUCGGUGGGACCCUGGGACGGACCCCAAUAUCACAUCGCCCCGUUGUGGGCUUUCUACCUGCAGACCGUCUUCAUGGGUUUCGUUUUUUUGGUGGGCACCCCCCUCAACGCCAUCGUCUUGGUGGUCACCGUCAAGUACAAGAAGCUGAGGCAACCCCUCAACUACAUCCUGGUGAACAUCUCCUUCAGCGGUUUCAUCUCCUGCAUCUUCAGCGUCUUCACCGUCUUCGUCUCCAGCUCCCAGGGUUACUUCGUCUUCGGCAAGCACAUGUGUGCCUUGGAGGGCUUCGUGGGGGCCACCGGAGGUAGGUGGGGGGGGGACCGCCGUGGUCUGGUGGCCGCGCAGCAACAGGAGUCAGCCACCACGCAGAAGGCAGAGCGGGAGGUGUCCCGCAUGGUGGUGGUGAUGGUGGGCUCCUUCUGCCUCUGCUACGUGCCCUACGCGGCUCUGGCCAUGUACAUGGUGAACAACCGGGACCACGGCCUCGACCUGCGCCUGGUCACCAUCCCUGCCUUCUUCUCCAAGAGCGCCUGCGUCUACAACCCCAUCAUCUACUGCUUCAUGAACAAACAG
Charadrius vociferus (killdeer) is the source of this 615-nucleotide messenger RNA. RefSeq names its product opsin 1 (cone pigments), short-wave-sensitive (gene OPN1SW). The annotation marks the transcript as partial. The transcript is spliced from 2 exons. Gene Ontology annotation, biological process: phototransduction; G protein-coupled receptor signaling pathway. Gene Ontology annotation, cellular component: photoreceptor outer segment; membrane. The record is from RefSeq and is a predicted model, not a curated record. Lineage: Eukaryota; Metazoa; Chordata; Aves; Charadriiformes; Charadriidae. Gene Ontology annotation, molecular function: G protein-coupled receptor activity.